CGCGUGGUUCUCCAUGGCGCGGCGCUAUUGUCGUAAACGUGGCGAAGCACGCGCUGCGUCAGUAUUUCGCGAGCCUCCAUCGCGUACCGUCGCAGUUGAUCGUAGGGGAAGGAGCUGUCCUGUUCGAUAGUGAACUGCGGAGUACAAUAAAAAAGUGCCUUUCGUCUAAACUAAGGAAAUACGAUCGUAAGGAUGGCGGACGACAGCCACGAGAACGGCACGAGCAACGGCGACGUUCCCGAGAUCGAGUUGAUCAUCAAGGCAUCUACGAUCGAUGGUCGCCGAAAGGGUGCGUGCCUCUUCUGCCAGGAAUACUUUAUGGAUCUGUAUCUCCUCGCCGAAUUGAAAACCAUCUCUCUAAAAGUGACCACGGUCGACAUGCAGAAACCGCCGCCCGAUUUCCGUACCAAUUUCCAGGCAACGCCGCCGCCGAUCCUAAUCGAUAACGGCGACGCGAUAUUGGAAAACGAGAAAAUCGAACGGCACAUAAUGAAGAACAUUCCCGGUGGACACAAUCUCUUCGUGCAGGACAAAGAAGUGGCCACGCUCGUUGAAAACUUGUUCAGUAAAUUGAAACUGUUACUACUGAACGCGAAGGAUAAGGAUAAAGAUCCGAAAUCAUCGUCCCUGAUGGCACACUUGCGCAAAAUCGACGAGCAUCUAGGUCGCAAGGGUACUCGUUUCCUCACAGGCGACACGAUGUGCUGUUUCGACUGUGAACUUAUGCCACGACUCCAACAUAUCAGGGUGGCCGGCAAAUACUUCGCGGACUUUGAGAUUCCGGAGACUUUGGUGCAUCUCUGGCGAUAUAUGCACCAUAUGUACAGGCUGGAUGCCUUCUUACAAAGUUGCCCAGCCGAUCAGGAUAUCAUCAACCAUUACAAAUUACAACAGAGCAUGAAAAUGAAGAAGCACGAAGAGCUAGAGACCCCGACAUUCACCACUAGUAUUCCAAUCGAGGUCAACGACGACUAGGCUGGACCUCUGCCGUCGGGUCUACGAUCUCGUUACUUUGAUGCAGAAAAGUCGUCGACAUCGCGGUGUAGACACGAGCAGUGUGAACAAAGUGGCACACAGUCGUAUACAUUUUCGAUCAGAGUUUUGUUGGUUCUUCCAAUGGACGAGAUUCCUUGGGAAAGAUUUUCUUUGGGAAAGCGGAGUCCGCUAUUUGUAAAAAGCAUAUAGGGUCUGAGUACUCUUGUGAAAAAAAUCUCCAUCGUCUAGGUUUCACCGCGCCGAUCCCGCUACACCGAUUUAUAUAACACUUUUGCUACCUAUAUUUGACAAAUUAUCGUCGACGCUUUUAUGGCCUAAACCGAUGCAGAACAAGUAGCUUUUUUACCGCAGGAGGCAGAAGAAGAUACCGUAUAUGAAUGUAUUAAGGCUUUCGAGAACGACCUGUAAGCGUAUCCAGAAAACUUGAACGAUAUUUUCCUUUCCUUUCUUUCCAUUUUCUUUUUCUCGUUUCUCCGCUACGUAUGCGAAACCGUACGUAACCUUCGUUUCAGUAGCAUUAUUCUUAGAAAAGGCAUUUUAAUCUUUUACGUAUACUUUAGAUCGAAGCUAAUGUAUUUUUUGUUCACCCCGCCACCCCUCCCCUUCCCUUUCCUUUUUUUUUCUUCGAGUAAAGAGAAACUAGGUAUUCGAUCGUCAUCUUUCGACGGCGAAUCAUCUUAACGCAAGUAGAAAAUGCAAAAGGGACGUAUGCAUUUGAAUUACGAUUAACAAUCGAUUAGGUUGAUAUAUUUCUUUAUUGUUUCUUCUCUCUUUUUCUUUUUUUUCUUUCUUUCUUUCUUUCUUUCUUUCUUUCUUUAAAAUCCGUAUUGUAUUUAUCACGCAUCUAACGACUAAUCAAUAAAUUGACUUAUUGAUGGUUAUUCUUCAACAGCCAUCCGCAUUGACCAUUAUAAUCCUCCAUUGUGUCGAGCUGUCUGAAUGUAAGAAAAGAUAUUCUAGUCUCAUGUACCACGUAUAAUAUCAAAGCUCUGAACACUUGCUUCCAAGGUAUUUUUUCUAUAUACAACGAAAUCCUAGGAAAUCGUAGUGCAUACGUUUCUUCCAACCUCUACGUUAUAAUGAAUUCGAACUUGCUUGCAGAUGCUGACUUUAUAAAGAUGGAAAAAACUGGUCGUUUGAAAACAGUGCAUAUUUUUCAUUGAUAUCGUUCGACGAUUUAACAAACUCGGUACUUUGUAUUCGUAAUUGUAUUAUGACCAUUGUAUUGUAAAUCGUUAUUAUUACUGCUAUUGUACUAUUUUGGUUUACACUUGUAGAGACGAAUAUAUUAAUAUCUACAUUGA
Messenger RNA from Bombus impatiens (common eastern bumble bee), 2300 nucleotides. RefSeq names its product chloride intracellular channel exc-4 (gene Clic). Lineage: Eukaryota; Metazoa; Arthropoda; Insecta; Hymenoptera; Apidae. Gene Ontology annotation, biological process: chloride transport. Gene Ontology annotation, cellular component: cytoplasm; apical plasma membrane. The record is from RefSeq and is a predicted model, not a curated record. The transcript is spliced from 4 exons. Gene Ontology annotation, molecular function: chloride channel activity. The coding region runs from base 193 to 975 and encodes 260 amino acids.